Molecule: messenger RNA, 2712 nt
Organism: Diospyros lotus (date-plum)
Lineage: Eukaryota; Viridiplantae; Streptophyta; Magnoliopsida; Ericales; Ebenaceae
Product: pentatricopeptide repeat-containing protein At3g12770-like
Exons: 1
Coding region: 74-2533 (819 amino acids)
Biological process (GO): RNA modification
Molecular function (GO): RNA binding; protein binding; zinc ion binding
Source: RefSeq, a predicted model, not a curated record
UGAGAAGCGGAAUCAUUGUUGAAUCGAUAUAAAAGCAAGGCAGACCCUGAAGAAUUUGAUUUCACUUCUAUACAUGCGUUGUUCAUUUCUUUAUACCAAUGUCUUCGCGCCCAGAAUUCCCUUCAGACUGCUCUCCUCUUUCUUCUCCAACUAUGCUUCAGCAGCCAGACCUCUCCAAUUCAACGAAUCGCCACCUCUGUUUGUUGACAAGCUCCUAUCAUUCUUGCAGCAAUCCUCGCUGUGCCUUGUCGGGGUCAAGACGAUACAUGCUCAAAUCGUCACCAAUGCACUGUCUUCGGACCAUUUUGUUGCUGCCAAGCUUGUGAGGGCCUACUGCCAGUGUGGUUGUUUGGAAGCCGCCCGCCACACGUUCGAUCAAUUUCCUCACCCAGAAGUGUUCUUAUGUAACGCCAUGAUGAAUGGGUAUUUACGUAAUGAGCGGUACGAUGAGACUCUCGCGUUGUUCUGGAUGAUGGGUCGUUGUAAUUUGGAGGUUGAUAGUUGCAGUUGUACAUUAGCACUAAAAGCUUGUACAGGUUUGUCGGAUUAUGAGAGUGGGAUGGUAAUAAUCAGCAGUGCUGCUGAAAUUGGCAUGGCCAGAGAUCGGUUUUUUGGAAGUUCGGUGAUUAAUUUUUUGGUCAAAUGUGACCGUAUUGAUGAGGCACAAAGGGUGUUUGAUGGCAUUCGAAAUAGAGAUAUUGUUUGUUGGAAUUCAAUGAUGGGAGGUUAUGUGCAGACAGGCUAUUUUCAGGAGGCUAUUGAUCUGUAUUUUGAGAUGUGUGAUGAUGGAAUAGGGCAAACCGCGAUAACUAUGGUGUGCUUGAUUCAGGCAUGUUCAGGGAUUGGGAAUUUAGAACUUGCCAAGUGCAUUCACGGAUGUGUACUUGGACUUGGAAUGUGCGAGGAUGUUCGGGUUCUCACAUCAUUGGUUGAUAUGUAUAGCAAAUUGGGUCACAUUCAGAGUGCUCGAUGGGUUUUUGAGAGGAUGCCUGACAAAAGUUUGGUAUCAUGGAAUGCAAUGAUCUCAGGAUGUGUCCAAAACGGUUUUGUACAGGAAUCCUUUGGCCUGUUUCAUAGAUUAGUUAAUGCUGGGGGUGGGUUUAAUUCAGUAACUAUUGUUAGCCUCCUUCAGGGAUGUUCACAAAGAGCUGACUUAGAAAGUGGAAAGCUUCUUCAUGGUUUCAUUCUAAGAAAGGGCCUCGAAUUGAAUCUUAUUUUAUCUACUACACUUGUUGAUCUGUAUUUGAAAUGUGGUGCCUUACAGCUGGCAACUUCUGUAUUUAACGAUAUGAAAGAUAAGAAUGUGAUCACAUGGACUGCUAUGUUGGCAGGGUUAGCCCAAAAUGGGCGUGCUGAGGAUGCCUUGAAAUUAUUUCAUCAGAUGCAAGAAGAGGGAGUUACUGCCAAUUCUUUCACUCUUGUUAGCUUGCUUCACUCUUGUGCUCAUUUGGGCUCUUUGAGAAAAGGAAGGAGUGUGCAUGCUCAUCUAAUUCGCCGUGGCUUUGCUUUUGAUGUGAUAAGCAUGACAGCCCUAGUUGAUAUGUAUGCUAAAUGUGGAAAAAUGGACUCUGCUGCAAGGGUUUUUGAGAAUGGCUGUGUCAGUAAAGAUGUCAUUUUGUGGAACUCUAUGAUAACAGGCUAUGGCAUGCAUGGUCAUGCGAGUGAAGCUCUUAGCCUGUAUGGUAGAAUGAUAGAGGAGGGCAUCAAACCAAAUCAAGCUACUCUUGUUUCUCUUCUGGCUGCAUGUAGUCAUUCAGGGCUACUGAAUGAAGGUAUCUGUCUGUUUAACUGCAUGGAAGCGAACCUUAACAUCAAGCCUAAUGAGAAGCACUAUGCUUGCUUUGUCGAUCUUCUUGGUCGAGCAGGUCGUCUUGAAGAAGCUGAGGCAUUUAUCAGAAGAAUGCCUUUGGAGCCAGGUGUUGCCGUACUCGAAGCCUUGUUGAGUGGGUGCCAAACUCACAAAAACAUCAACAUGGGUGUAGAAAUUGCAGAUAAAUUGCUCCAGUUAGAUGCUGUUAACCCAACAAUCUAUGUUGUUUUAUCAAACAUUUAUGCACAUGCCAAGAGGUGGGACGCAGUGAACUAUGUCCGAGAGCUCAUGAGGAAACAGGGGCUAAAGAAAACACCUGGGUAUAGCUUGAUUGAAAUGGGAAACCAGGUGCAUGCAUUUCUUGCUGGUGAUGAUUCACAUCCAAAUUGGGGUGAAAUUUCUCAGUUUUUGGAGACUUUAAGGUUUGAGGUAGAGGCUUGUGGAUAUGUCCCAGAUACUAGUUGUGUUCUCCGCAAUGUGGAUGAGCAGAUGAAGGUGAAGCUGCUAUGGGGUCACAGCGAGAGACUAGCAAUAGCAUUCGGACUUAUGAGCACACCAGCUGGAAGUACAAUUAGAAUCACAAAGAAUCUUCGUGUUUGUGUUGAUUGCCAUAAUUUCACAAAAUCUUUGUCAAAGACAGUGAAGAGAGAAAUUAUCGUGAGAGAUCUGAAUCGUUUUCAUCACUUCCUGGAUGGCAAGUGCUCUUGUGGUGAUUAUUGGUGAAGCUCCUUCUCUAAGAUACUCGUGUGUGUGUUCAUACGUGAAACAACUAUAAAUAGUAAAGAGUAUGGAAAGGUUCAAACUCAUAAUUUCAUAUUUGUCAUGAGAUAGUGGUCACUACUCGAAUCACUCUUAAAGAUCCAGGACAUGUGACUAGAGAUUAUAAUUCAAUCUAUCAAUCU